AUGAUGGCAUCCACCGACUCCUUCAUCCUGCACGACGACGUCUCCCCUUCCUCUGAUAACGACGAAAUCGACUCCCUGCCUUCAAUAUCCAGUAGUAUUCUGGACUCUGAGGACGAAUCAGACGCCCAGGAGGAAUGGGAGCGGAGUCUGGAGCAGGUCCAGCUUCUCUUGACCAUGGUCAUCGUACCCUUUGCUGGCAAAUACUUUGGUCGCAAGUUUGCAUACUGGAGUUGGUCACGAUACAUGGAAUGGAUGCAUAACGUCGAGGUGCGGUGGACGAACAAGGGCGCCUUCAAAGCCGCCGGCGUAGCGGAGGCAGCAGCAACAUUAUAG
Molecule: messenger RNA, 333 nt
Organism: Colletotrichum orchidophilum
Lineage: Eukaryota; Fungi; Ascomycota; Sordariomycetes; Glomerellales; Glomerellaceae
Exons: 2
Coding region: 1-333 (110 amino acids)
Biological process (GO): mitochondrial outer membrane translocase complex assembly; protein insertion into mitochondrial outer membrane
Cellular component (GO): mitochondrial outer membrane
Source: RefSeq, a predicted model, not a curated record